Homo sapiens (human) is the source of this 7726-nucleotide messenger RNA. RefSeq names its product M-phase phosphoprotein 9 (gene MPHOSPH9). Bases 309 to 3860 code for a protein of 1183 amino acids. Lineage: Eukaryota; Metazoa; Chordata; Mammalia; Primates; Hominidae. The transcript is spliced from 25 exons. Gene Ontology annotation, cellular component: centriole; centrosome; Golgi membrane. The record is from RefSeq and is a predicted model, not a curated record.
ACUCCACAGCUUUGCUCCCAGCCUGUCCACCUCACCCUCGGUCAACUUCCCCUGAGCCUGCUGCUGUCUCUUGAGCCCACUGUGAGAUCCAGAUAGAUACCCACUGAGGAGGAAGCAGGAUGGAGACAUGGGAUCAGGCGUUGCUUUCUUACUCUCUUGGAAGUUUAGGAUAUUUCACAGUUCUGAAUGUUAGCCACUGAAAAUGCCAGUAGAUGAUGAAGCCUCUGAAGAUGACACGGAUUCAUUUUUCUCAAACAGCCCAAGAACCUUUAUUUUCCAAUAAGAGAAUAUAACAAUUUCUGUACACUAUGGAAGAGUUUGACUUGGUGAAAACCUUACACAAAACUUCAUCUUCUGUAGGAUCUGAUGAAAAUUCUCUUCAUUCUCUUGGACUGAACUUAAAUACUGAUAGAAGUAGUCCCCACCUUAGUACAAAUGGGGUAUCCUCUUUCUCAGGGAAGACCAGACCAUCUGUAAUUCAAGGUACAGUUGAAGUCCUAACUUCUUUAAUGCAAGAGCUACAAAACAGUGGAAAGACUGAUUCGGAACUUUGGAAAAACUGUGAGACCAGGUGGUUACAGCUAUUCAAUUUGGUGGAAAAACAAUGCCAAGAACAGAUAGUUGCCCAGCAGGAGCAGUUCCACAACCAAAUUCAACAUAUACAGGAGGAGAUAAAAAAUUUAGUCAAAUUACAGACUAGUAGUGCUUCCUUAGCUUCCUGUGAAGGAAAUUCUUCAAACAAACAAGUAUCUUCGGAAAGUCAAAUGGGUUUUUUUUCUCUAAGCAGUGAGAGAAAUGAAUCUGUUAUCCAUUAUCCUGAAUCCACAGAACCUGAAAUACAGCAAGAAAUGUCCACGUCACAACCAGACUGCAAUGUGGAUAGUUGCUCAGUAAGCAGUGGAUAUGGCACCUUUUGUAUCUCAGAAUUAAAUCUGUACAAAUCUAAAGACCCUAAGGAGUUCAUGGAGCACAUAGAUGUUCCCAAAGGACAGUAUGUAGCACCUGCGGUGCCGGCUGAGUCACUUGUAGAUGGUGUGAAAAAUGAGAAUUUUUAUAUACAGACUCCUGAAGAGUGUCAUGUGUCUUUAAAGGAAGAUGUAUCCAUUUCUCCUGGUGAAUUUGAACAUAAUUUUCUUGGUGAAAAUAAGGUUUCUGAAGUAUACAGUGGGAAAACAAAUAGUAAUGCUAUAACAUCAUGGGCACAAAAACUGAAGCAGAACCAACCAAAGAGAGCACAUGUAGAAGAUGGAGGUUCAAGAUCUAAACAAGGAAAUGAGCAAAGUAAGAAGACACCAAUUGAGAAAUCUGAUUUUGCUGCUGCUACACAUCCUCGUGCUUUUUACCUCAGUAAACCAGAUGAAACUCCAAAUGCUUGGAUGUCUGAUUCAGGAACAGGAUUGACUUACUGGAAACUAGAGGAAAAGGAUAUGCACCACUCUUUGCCUGAAACUUUAGAGAAGACGUUCAUAUCAUUGUCUUCCACAGAUGUGUCACCAAACCAGUCUAAUACUAGUAAUGAGAUGAAGCUACCGUCACUGAAGGAUAUUUAUUAUAAAAAACAAAGGGAAAACAAGCAGUUACCUGAGAGGAAUCUCACUUCUGCUUCCAACCCAAAUCAUCCACCAGAGGUCCUGACUCUAGAUCCUACGUUACACAUGAAGCCAAAGCAGCAGAUUUCAGGGAUUCAACCUCACGGCCUUCCGAAUGCCCUUGAUGACAGAAUAUCCUUUUCCCCGGACUCUGUUCUAGAGCCUAGUAUGUCUAGUCCCUCUGACAUAGACUCAUUUUCACAAGCAAGUAAUGUCACUUCUCAGUUACCUGGAUUUCCAAAAUAUCCCUCACACACAAAAGCUUCUCCGGUGGACUCUUGGAAAAAUCAGACAUUCCAAAACGAAAGUAGGACCAGUUCCACGUUUCCGUCAGUAUAUACCAUUACUAGUAAUGAUAUCUCGGUCAACACUGUAGAUGAAGAAAACACUGUCAUGGUUGCUUCGGCCUCAGUCAGUCAGUCCCAGCUUCCAGGUACAGCCAACAGUGUCCCAGAAUGCAUUUCAUUGACUUCCUUGGAAGAUCCUGUGAUAUUGUCUAAGAUUAGGCAGAAUCUGAAGGAAAAGCAUGCUCGACACAUAGCAGAUCUUCGAGCUUAUUAUGAAUCAGAAAUAAAUAGUUUGAAACAGAAGCUGGAGGCAAAAGAAAUCUCUGGAGUUGAAGAUUGGAAGAUAACCAAUCAAAUUCUUGUAGACAGAUGUGGCCAAUUAGAUAGUGCUUUGCAUGAAGCUACUAGUCGCGUGAGAACACUUGAAAAUAAGAAUAACUUACUGGAAAUUGAAGUGAAUGAUUUGAGAGAACGCUUCAGUGCAGCCAGCAGUGCUUCCAAAAUUUUGCAGGAACGAAUUGAAGAAAUGAGAACAAGCAGUAAAGAAAAAGACAAUACCAUCAUUCGACUAAAAUCUAGACUGCAAGAUUUAGAAGAAGCAUUUGAGAAUGCUUACAAACUCUCAGAUGAUAAAGAAGCUCAACUAAAACAAGAGAACAAAAUGUUUCAAGAUCUUUUAGGAGAGUAUGAGUCCCUUGGAAAAGAACACAGGAGAGUAAAGGAUGCAUUAAAUACAACUGAGAACAAAUUGCUUGAUGCAUAUACUCAGAUUUCUGAUUUGAAAAGAAUGAUUUCAAAACUUGAAGCUCAGGUCAAGCAAGUAGAACAUGAAAAUAUGUUAAGCCUUCGUCAUAAUUCUAGAAUUCACGUGAGACCCUCGCGUGCCAACACACUAGCAACUUCAGACGUCAGCAGGCGGAAAUGGCUGAUUCCAGGUGCAGAGUAUUCCAUCUUUACUGGCCAGCCUCUGGACACCCAGGACAGUAACGUGGAUAACCAGCUGGAGGAAACCUGUAGCCUAGGGCACCGUUCACCUCUGGAAAAGGAUUCUUCACCUGGAAGUUCAUCAACAAGCUUGUUGAUAAAAAAGCAAAGAGAGACUUCAGACACGCCGAUCAUGAGAGCUUUAAAAGAACUUGAUGAGGGAAAAAUAUUUAAAAAUUGGGGGACACAGACAGAGAAAGAGGACACCUCAAAUAUAAAUCCUCGGCAAACUGAAACUUCAGUUAAUGCAAGUCGUUCUCCAGAAAAGUGUGCCCAACAGAGACAAAAGAGACUUAAUUCGGCCUCACAGAGAUCAUCAUCUUUACCACCUUCAAAUCGUAAAUCAAGUACUCCAACAAAAAGAGAGAUUAUGCUAACACCAGUGACUGUGGCUUAUAGUCCAAAGCGAUCCCCUAAAGAAAACUUGUCCCCAGGAUUUAGUCAUCUGCUUAGCAAAAAUGAGAGCAGUCCAAUUCGAUUUGAUAUACUUUUGGAUGAUUUAGAUACUGUUCCUGUGUCUACAUUACAACGUACCAAUCCAAGAAAGCAACUCCAGUUUCUUCCUCUAGAUGACUCGGAAGAAAAAACUUAUUCUGAGAAAGCCACCGAUAACCAUGUUAAUCAUAGCUCUUGCCCUGAACCGGUGCCAAAUGGAGUGAAGAAAGUAUCUGUGAGAACAGCCUGGGAGAAGAAUAAAUCAGUUAGCUACGAACAGUGUAAGCCGGUUUCAGUCACUCCACAGGGGAAUGAUUUUGAAUAUACAGCAAAAAUUCGGACCCUAGCUGAAACAGAACGAUUUUUUGAUGAACUUACAAAAGAAAAGGACCAGAUUGAGGCAGCACUAAGCAGGAUGCCUUCUCCUGGAGGACGAAUCACUUUACAGACAAGAUUAAAUCAGGAAGCCUUGGAAGAUCGUUUGGAAAGGAUUAAUCGAGAACUGGGUUCAGUUCGCAUGACGCUAAAGAAAUUCCAUGUUUUGCGCACCUCUGCAAAUCUUUGAGAUUUGUAGCCAUUAAAUUUUGAGACAUUUUUGUUUGCACUAAUGUAUAAUUAUGCAGUCAGAAAAGGCAAACUAUUUUGUACUGUUUAUAAGCCUUCAAACAGUAGUUUUACAAUCAUGCUAUUCUUACACUUGCUAUUUUAUACUUCAAAUGGCCACAUAUUUUCAAGAUAUUUUUGUUAUGCUCAGGAAUCUCUUGUAUAUUUUACUAUUUAAAAAGCAUUAUUUUUAAAUAGUAUCUGUCUCCAAUUUAUAUCAAGAAUAAGGAAAUAUAAACAGAGGAAGCAGCUUGUUUCUAAACAAAUAGUGUUAUCCUUUUACAAUUAACUGCACAUCAAUUUUAUAGACUUGUUCUACAUUGUAAAUACAAUUCAGUUUUUAAAAAAUAAAGCUUAAUAGCUUCCAUAAUGAUAGACUAGUACAUGCUGAAUACAUAAACAAUUACAGUGUACCUUGGAUUUCAGUUGUGUUGAGGUUUUUAAAAAAUGAUAAUGCAAUUCGUAUUUGAAACGUGUCUUAGAGUGAAUAUCAGAAUAGUAAUAAUGGACUCUUGGAAAGCUUUGAAAACUACAUGAAUAUAACUCAUUUUCUUUAAACUUUAUUGUCUGUAAGAGAAAAAAGAGAGAUUGUAAUUCUCUAAUUUUAUCUUUUCUAAAAAAGUUAAACAAUUGGAGAGCCCUCUCUGGAGGGCUCUCAGAGUAGCUCUCUGCCCAUUGUUCUGAAUUAACUUGUGUCCCACCCUGGACAAUAAAUGGACAGAUAAACCCUUUGAAAUACAAGCCACCACCCCGUGAGGGAUUAAGAGGGCAGCCUGGUUUUCUUAGUGUGCAUGGCUUCAGCUGUCCGUCAUAGUUGUCAUCUGGAUAUGUUCACCCCUUUCCACUCCUUCACCCUGGCCAAAAGGAAAAUAUUUCCACUGUAGGUGCUGUAAGAACACUAGACUUUAGAUCAUCACAAUCUACUGUAUUUGUUAAUGGACAGGGAGUGUGUCCGGAUGGAGCCUGGUGCCUUCCCCUCGGCCUUGCAGAGGGCUCCAGCCCACUGCCUCUGUGGUAGCCGCUGGCUCUCAGAAGUAGCACGUGGGCAGGAGUCUCUCCUCUGAUCCAGGAGCAUUGGCAGGUUUGUGUUGGGACUGCUGGUUAAGUUGGAGCUGUGUAACUACUUAGUUUUUGGUAGCCAAUCAGAACGCAGUGCCCCACAUAUUCCAGCUCGGUACAUGUUGAUAAACAGACUCAUCCAAACUUUCAAAAUGGAUUCGUACUAAACAUGCUCAGGUUUUAAAUUUUGGUUUGCUUUUGAGCUUUUCCUCUUUAUGUGGCUCUUAAUAAUAAGUAGUUAGAAUGAACCAAGCCAUCCCAGUUAUUCCAAGCAGGCUCUCAAAUGACCUUUGAGCACCCUUCACCUGGCUGGUCCCCAGGCCAGGGGUCCACAGCCCUGCUCCCUUCUCAGCAAGGAGGGUGGCCUGUCUGACAGUGCAGUUGAACCUUUGCUCCCUACUCUGCAACUUUUGAAGACUUCAGGCUAAUCAAAAUUACUUAUAAUUAGAAUCAAGUGCCUUUAUUCUUGUUUUUUAUUUUUAUUUUAUUUUAUUUAUUUAUUUUUUUAGAUGGAGUUUUGCCCUUGUUGCCCAGGCUGGAGUGCAAUGGCAUGAUCUCAGCUCACUGCAACCUCUGCCUCCCGGGUUCAAGCGAUUCUCCUGCCUCAGCCUGCUGGGUAGCUGGGAUUACAGGCAUCUGCCACCACGCCCGGCUAAUUUUGUCUGUGAAGAGGGAUACCAAGGAAAGUUCUUUCUGCUGUCUUUCUCUUCGGUAAUGCUUAUCUUAUGAACACUCAACUGAAAAAACACUCCACCUAAAAGCAGGAAAGAUGGCAAUUCUAAAUAGCAGCUAUUAUCCCCGGGUAUAAACUAUUUUUGUUGUUGGCUUGGGGCUUUGCUGCAGGUAUUAAUAGUUUAAAAAGAAAAAAAAAAAAAAAACCCUAAGCAAAUCUGCCACCUCUGGGAAGUGCCUUUUAAAAUGCAAAUAGAAAGUGAACUCUCCCCUGAUGCCUGGAUCUGCCCCCUUCCUUUCCCUUGCUAAGCCUCUGUUUGCAGGAGCUACUCCUGAGGUAUGGAAAUGGUCUUUGCAACUGAAGGACUUUUCCAACUGAAGCAACAGAUGUAGCUAAAGUGGCCGUGCUAGGGUUGUGCAGAGCUGGGCUCAGGGGACAAGAAAGGAGAGACUUGGAGCCAGAGAGACCUGGGUCACAUCCUGGCACAGGCCUGCCUUUCUCAGCUAUAAGAUGAAAUAAGAAAACUCCUUUCAUUAAGGGAGAUUUUGUAAAGUGCCUGGUGCUUAGUAAGUGCUCAAGAAAUAUUAUAUUUCAGAUUCAUUGAGUUAAGUAGGUUUUUGAGGUAGCAUCCUUUUUUUUUUUUUUUUUUUUUUUUGAGAUGGAGUCUCUAGUUCUGUUGCCCAGGCUGGAGUGCAGUGGUGUGAUACUGGCUCACUGCAACCUGUCUCCUGGGUUCAAGCUAUUCUCCUGCCUCAGCCUCCCGUGUAGGUGGGAUUACAGGUGCAUACCACGCCUGGUUAAUUUUUGUAUUUUCGGUAGAGACGGGGUUCUCACCAUGUUGGCCAUCCUGGUCUUGAACUUCUGACCCCAAAUGAUCUGCCUGCCUUGGCCUCCCAUAGUGUUGGGAUUACAGGCGUGAGCCACUGCGCCCAGCCUUGAGGUAGCAUACUUUCUGAAAUAAAAAAGUAGAUUAUGUCCGAAGCAGUUGACCUAAAAACUGCCUUGGACUGACAUUUGUUAGGUGGUCUAAGAUGUUCUCUUCACGCUUUGCAAAAAAAUGAGCUUUUUUGGAGUUUAAAUUAAGCAUCCCUCUGGUGUGUUUGGUUUUUUAGCCACCAAAAAUUUAACAAAUUUGAUAACCUGUCACGUGUAAGUUCAGAAAGCACUUUGGUCUUAAUUGGUGACUUGGGGGUUAUUUGGUAUAAAUAUAGGUUGUUUUUCUAAAAAUUAUUGCCAGUAUCCUCCAAAUAAUUGCCCCUUCAAAUGUUUCAUCUAAAGGUGACAGCUUGUGGGCAGAACCAUGCACAGGAAGUGCCUGCCAGUGGGUGUUAGGAGAUGUAGGUGGAGUCUGUGAUAGCCAACCAAAAGCUAUCCCCUUCUCGCCCAGAAAAGCCACGUGCUUUGCUGGACGCUACUUGAAAUCUGAACUCUGCACCUACAUAUGUAGUAAAAUUAGACACUUUUGUCACUUUAAUUUUUAGAUUAUCUCAAGUUUUCACUAGAUUUCAAUGUGCCACUUGUGCUAUGAGUCUUUAAGAAGCUUUAAAAAAUAAAUGCACACCUGUAGCCUUUUACCAUUCAGACAGGUAGAUUAUAUUUACCUGUCAUGAGGGACCAUGUAUGGUUGACAGUUGCAGGUUUGAUUAAAUCCACUAUAUUGCACAAAUUUUGCUGGAAAUAAUUUCCUGCCCUGCCAAGAGCUCUAUGGUAGUUUGAUAAUAAACUACUACCCCAGUAUUCUUAGGAACUGUGUUACUAAGUCUUUUCUGCCUGAUUUGUACUUUAUUUCCAUAGACCCCUCAGAUAUGUGAGGAAUCAAGCCAUAAAUGUGCAUUUGCUGGACAUUAUGUACCAUGUCAUCUCUAUGACUACAGAUUUCAAGGAUAAUUUUUACAUCUAACAAUUUCACUGUAACAGUGACCGAUAAUGUGAGAAAUGUGCUUUUUACAGUGCUGCUGGUGGGUAGACAAGUGCUUGCUGCAGUUGUUUCUGAAUCUAGCCAGAUGCUGGAGUCGUGAAGCUGUAAGCUCCGCGGGAGCAGGGACCAUCUCUCUUUCUUGCACUACAGGCACUCAAUAAAUACUUGUGGCUGUGAA